Messenger RNA from Mercurialis annua (annual mercury), 3022 nucleotides. Its product is annotated as glutamate receptor 2.7-like. NCBI's taxonomy places the organism in Eukaryota, Viridiplantae, Streptophyta, Magnoliopsida, Malpighiales, Euphorbiaceae. The coding region runs from base 61 to 2850 and encodes 929 amino acids. Gene Ontology annotation, cellular component: plasma membrane. The transcript is spliced from 4 exons. The record is from RefSeq and is a predicted model, not a curated record. Gene Ontology annotation, molecular function: glutamate-gated receptor activity.
UAGACAUAGAUUCAUAAUCUUGAAGCUAUUAAAUAAUUAUUUCCCAUUCUAAAUUAAAUAAUGAAAAUUGGCAACUCAAGUUCAAGAUUUUCCAUUCUUUUUCUUCUACUGAACUCCUUUUUCUUCUGCUAUGGAUCUAAAUCCGCUUUCCGAGAUGACGAUAAACAAAUCGUAAACAUUGGCGGAAUCAUUGAAGUUAAUUCAAGAAUGGGCAGAGAAGAGAAAAUCGCUAUGGAAUUAGCUGUUCUGAACUUUAACAAUCAUUCAAAAUAUUACAAUCUUUCUCUUCACAUUCAAGAUCAUCAAGCACACCCUCUAAAAUCUGUUCUUGCAGCUGAAACAUUGAUAAAAGAGAAGUCGGUGAAAGCAAUUAUCGGCAUGGAGCGAUGGAACGAGGCCAGUUUAGUUGCUGAAAUCGGAAAUCAAGCUCAAAUUCCGAUUCUUUCAUUUUCCAGACCAGCUAUAACACCACCGUUAUCGCAAUUUCGCUGGCCGUUUUUGGCGAGAAUGGCUUACAAUAACUCUGAACAAAUGAAUUGUAUCGCAGAACUAACUCGGUUAUAUAAUUGGAGAAGAGUUAUAACAGUUUAUGAAGAUAAUGGUGAUUAUGGAGACUUGGCACUUCUGUCUCAGGCACUACAAAAGUCGGGUAGGAUGAUCGAGCAUAAUCUAGUUCUUCCAUCAAUUUCUUCACUAUAUGAUCGGAAAAAAAUUGUUAAAGAAGAGCUUAGGAAGCUGGAAGAAGUAAAAUCGCGAGUUUUUAUCGUUCUUCAGACAUCAUUGCCUUUGGUAAUACAUUUAUUUAGAGAAGCUAAGGAAAUGGGAUUCGUAGGGAAGGACUCGGUGUGGAUACUUACAGAAAGCGUUACGAGUUUUCUCGACUCUGUUGACAUUUCUGUUAUUUAUUCUAUGGAAGGUGCUCUAGGAAUCAGAACUACGUAUUCUGACAGUAGUAGAGAGUACACAAGUUUCUAUUCACAGUUUCGACGAAGUUUCAGGUCUGAGUAUCCUGAAGAAGACAAUUCCGAACCAGGGUAUUAUGCUCUACGAGCAUACGAUAGCAUUACAACAAUCACGAAGGCCAUGGAAGAAAUGUCUAACAAUUUUAGCAAUUCGAAAUCUUUCUUGAAUCACAUAUUACUAAGCGAUUUUACCGGUUUGAGCGGUCAGAUACAAUUCAAAGAAGGGGAGUUAUUGCAUAGUCCAACAUUAAGGAUUGUGAAUGUUGUUGGAAAAAAAUAUAAGGAAAUUGACUUGUGGGAGCCAGAGUUUGGAUUCAAAAGAAGUAGAACAGGCGACGAAGAUGUAAAUGAUGAUGGUGGUGUUAUCGGACUAGAAAGUCCGGUGAAUUGGCCCGGGGAUUUAAAACGGAGUCCGAAAGGAUGGGCAAUGCCUUCAAAUGCAAAGCCGAUGAUUAUCGGCGUUCCGGGGAGGACAGCAUUUUCGAAAUUUGUGGAAGUGGUGGAUGCAAGUAAGAAUAUAUAUGAUGGCUAUUGCAUUGAUCUGUUUCGUAAGGUGGAAGAGGUAUUGGGAUAUAAUCUGUCUUACAGAUUUGUACCAUACUACGGCACCUAUGACGAUCUUGUGAAUCAUGUAUAUAACAAGACUUAUGAUGCUAUAGUGGGAGAUAUUACAAUACUAGCUGAAAGGGUAGAUAAAGUGGAUUUCACUCAACCAUAUGCAGAAUCAGGUCUGUCUAUGAUAGUUCCUGUUAAAUCUGAAGAAUCCGCUUGGAUGUUUAUGAAGCCUUUUACUUGGCAAAUGUGGGUGGUCACUGUUGCCAUUCUGAUCUAUACAAUGUUCAUAGUUUGGUUCCUAGAGCACCAAAUUAAUCCCGAAUUUAGCGGUUCGUUGAAGAAUCAGGUCGGAACUACAGUUUGGUACACUUUCUCUUCUCUUUUCUUCGCUCACAAGGAGAAAAUUUACAGUAACUUGACUCGGUUGGUGAUUGUAGUAUGGCUAUUUGUUGUCUUGAUUUUAACUUCAAGUUAUACUGCUAGUCUGAGUUCAACGCUUACAAUCAAACGGCUACAGCCGAAUGUUACUGAUAUCGAAUGGUUAAUAAAGAAUAACUUACCAGUAGGAUGUGAUGGGGAUUCUUUUGUAAGGAAUUACCUGGUAAAUGUGCUUAAGUUCAAAUUAGAGAAUAUCAAGACUGUUAGUAGUGAAUACAAUUAUACUGAAGCAUUUCGGGAUCAAAAAAUCUACGCUGCCUUCGUUGAACUACCAUAUCAGAAAGUAUUCACCAAUCAAUACUGCAAGAAAUUCGUCGCGGCUGCACCAACCUUUACAUUUGGAGGAUUAGGCUUUGUAUUUCAGAGAGGCUCUCCAUUACGAGCUGAUGUUUCAAAAGCCAUAUUGAAGCUAUCAGAGAACGGAACGCUAAAAGACCUAGAAAAAAAGUGGUUUGCUCCAUCAUCAGAAUGUACGGGAAACGCAAAUGAUAAUGAAAAUGAAAGCUUGAGCCUGAAAAGCUUUUGGGGUCUAUACCUGAUAUCCGGUGCCACUUCUACAAUUUGUCUCCUACUCUUUCUGAUUCGCUCACUGAAAAAAUAUUGUCACUAUCGAAAGAUCAUACAAGGCAGUGCGACUCCAAGCGAAAAGAGUACAGUUUGGGGAAACACAAUUACUCUGGCGAAGUAUAUUUAUAACGGAGAAUCUGCUAUUCCUGGAAGGUCGUCGAAUUUUUCUCAAACACCGAAUGUGCAUGGAUGGAUCAUACCAAGCUGGGAAUCUGCCAGUUCCAGCAAUCCAGGGAGUUUUUCGGCCUCUACUCCACCUGAAAUAGAAGUAGUAAAUAUUCCUGAGAAUCUUCAGGAUUCUGAUCGCGAACUGAGGUCGGAAGCGUAAUUACCGCUCCUAACAUAUCAUAAGAGGAAGUAAAUUCUAUUUAAAUUUAACUCAAUAGAAGAAUGUAUAUAGAAUAUAUUGAUUUAUUGUUUGGUGUCACAUUAUUAUGAUGAAUUAAUGAUGUAAGGAAAAAUUAACUAAAUGCUCAUAAAUAAAAGCAACAUUUCUACAC